Loxodonta africana (African savanna elephant) is the source of this 1013-nucleotide messenger RNA. Its product is annotated as olfactory receptor 51V1. Gene Ontology annotation, cellular component: plasma membrane. Lineage: Eukaryota; Metazoa; Chordata; Mammalia; Proboscidea; Elephantidae. The record is from RefSeq and is a predicted model, not a curated record. Gene Ontology annotation, biological process: G protein-coupled receptor signaling pathway. The coding region runs from base 69 to 1013 and encodes 314 amino acids. The transcript has a single exon. Gene Ontology annotation, molecular function: G protein-coupled receptor activity; olfactory receptor activity.
UUGAAACUGUGUCAUUUUCUUUGAGGAAAAACUCCCCUGCUGCCUGAAAUAAGUACCUUGGUUGCAAAAUGUUUGCUCCUUUAAGUCCCAGCACGAAUACUUCCUUCUUCCUCCUCACUGGAUUUUCUGGCCUUGAGCAGCAAUAUCCCUGGCUUUGCAUUCCUUUCUCCUCCAUCUAUGCCAUGGUACUUUUGGGAAACUGCAUGGUGCUCCAUGUGAUCUGGACUGAGCCAAGCCUACACCAGCCCAUGUUCUACUUAUUGGCCAUACUGGCCUUCACUGACCUAUGCAUGGGCCUGUCCACAGUGCACACAGUGCUGGGGAUCCUGUGGGGGCUCAUUCAAGAGAUCAGCUUGGAUUCUUGCAUUGCUCAGUCCUAUUUCAUCCAUGGUCUGUCCUUCAUGGAGUCGUCGGUCCUCCUUGCUAUGGCAUUUGACCGUUAUAUUGCCAUUUGUAACCCACUGCGUUAUUCCUCCAUCCUGACUAAUUCCAGGAUUAUCAAAAUUGGGCUCACCAUAAUAGGUAGGAGUUUUUUCUUUAUUACACCCCCCAUUAUGCGUCUGAAACUCUUCCACUAUUGCCAUCCCCACGUCCUCUCUCACUCUUUCUGCCUGCACCAGGACCUUUUACGCCUAGCCUGCUCAGACAUCCAAAUCAAUAGCUACUAUGCCCUGAUGUUGGUCAUCUGCACAUUGUUGUUGGAUGCUGUACUCAUCCUCAUCUCCUACAUCUUGAUUCUGAAGUCAGUUCUUGCAAUUGCUUCUCAAGAGGAGCGGCAUAAGUCAUUUCAGACCUGCAUCUCCCACAUCUGUGCAGUCCUUGUGUUCUACAUCCCUAUCAUUAGCCUAACAAUGGUGCACCGCUUUGGCAAACACCUCUCCCCUAUCGUCCGUGUCCUUAUGGGCAACAUCUACAUCCUUUUCCCACCUUUGAUGAACCCCAUUAUCUACAGUGUCAAGACGCAACAGAUUCGUAGCAGAAUACUCAGACUUUUUCCUCUGAAAAGAUAUUGA